Messenger RNA from Salarias fasciatus (jewelled blenny), 1030 nucleotides. Its product is annotated as trypsin I-P38-like. The record is from RefSeq and is a predicted model, not a curated record. Lineage: Eukaryota; Metazoa; Chordata; Actinopteri; Blenniiformes; Blenniidae. The transcript is spliced from 6 exons. Gene Ontology annotation, biological process: proteolysis. Gene Ontology annotation, molecular function: serine-type endopeptidase activity. The coding region runs from base 74 to 868 and encodes 264 amino acids.
GUUAGUGUCUCGGGGGCCAAUCAGGCUGUGAGGACAUGCUAUAAAAGCAGAGUGUGCUAUUAUCAAGAAGCAAAUGAGAACGAUGGCUCCUCUCAAACUUCUCCUUCUCAUGCUGUGGCUUGGUCUCGCUACGAGCUCGGAGCUGCAUCGUCAGAGGAGACUCAUUGGAGGUGCAACGUGUGGACCAACCGAGCGUCGCUACCAUGUGAAACUGGAGGCAAGAGGUGGAGGACGUACAUCCCACUGCGGAGGCUCUCUGAUCAGUCCCCAGUGGAUUCUCACUGCAGCUCACUGCUGGAAACCCGGAUGGACCAUGUCUGCAACCGUAGGAGUUCACCCGGGUCCAGGAGAGCAGCCGCAAGUCAUUACUGAACAUCACAUCUUUCAGGACCAAAAUCGGAGGAGUCAUGACAUCAUGCUGCUGAAGCUGCCGAAUCUGUCCACGAUUACACCUGUGGCUCUUCCUGACUGUCAAAAUCUGCUCCCCAUAGGCGCCUCUGUUCGGACGGCAGGAUUUGGUGUUGAUCAGAUGGGCCAAAACAAUGCGAGAAUACGUGGUAGGUCCAACACUCUUCAGUGUGCCAACUUUGACAAUGUGGACUGCACAAGGCUCCGGAACCUUAAGGCCUUCAGUAAUCCUGCCAGACUGUAUCAGCACUGGUUCUGCAUUCAAAGCCCUGGAAAGGAUCUGUGCAAAGGAGACUCUGGUGGAGGUGUGGAGUACGACCACAAGAUUUAUGGAGUCAAUUCCUUCGUCGGUGAUACUUCGCUCGCCUGCACUGAAGCAGCUGGCAUUAUGGACGUUUGCAGUUACAUGAAUUGGAUCAACAACACCAUCAACAACAAUGCAAAUCGCGGUCCUGGCUAAAUGAAUAACGGCAUAUAUUUGAACAUGCUGUGCAUCUGCUCCAACUUCAUUCUUUCCUAAUAUCGAUCUUCCAGAAUAUUGCUUGCUUAUAAAGUCUCAUCAUUACAGCUGUUGUUCUCUCCCGUCUCUCAGUGCAGAUGAAAAUAAAUGGAACUGCUUUGA